Parastagonospora nodorum SN15 is the source of this 315-nucleotide messenger RNA. RefSeq lists its product as hypothetical. The record is from RefSeq and is a predicted model, not a curated record. The transcript has 2 exons. Bases 1 to 315 code for a protein of 104 amino acids. NCBI's taxonomy places the organism in Eukaryota, Fungi, Ascomycota, Dothideomycetes, Pleosporales, Phaeosphaeriaceae.
AUGUGGCAGCCGAACGCACGGCAGGAACGUCUGGGUAGUCCCGGUAUUCGUUCUUGGUACCCCAACCCUUCAGAUCACACUGGCUCGUCUACUGCCCUGUGCCCUGUCACUGCAGCCCUCAUUGGCUUGUCAGGGGAAGCCUUCUCCAACACAGGAAACGAGAGCCUUGCAUCGUUUCGAGAACCCUCCUCCUCCAGUUUGAUCUCGAAUCUGAUCCUGCACACCUCUGCUUAUUCUCAACGGACUGUGCCACCGGACAGUCCCUUCCGAGGUGAUUUCUGCAAUCUGGCGCAUGGUUCCAGCAGCGAGGCAUGA